Molecule: messenger RNA, 1927 nt
Organism: Oppiella nova
Lineage: Eukaryota; Metazoa; Arthropoda; Arachnida; Sarcoptiformes; Oppiidae
Source: the annotation of a GenBank genome assembly
UGCGAAUCUCAUACUAAUUAUCGAAAAAUGUGAAAAUCAACAAAUUCUUUGCCAACACUUUCACUAAUUGUUGUGUUAUUUAAUUUGUUAGCAUUCCUUCAAUUUAAUUGUCUGUAAAUUAGUUUCAAAAUAUUAUUUAUUUGCUGUAAAUUCCUACAAAAAGAUCUAAUCGUCAAAAAUGUCGGAAUCCUUCGGUGUCGCCGAUUAUCUUGUAUUCCUGGGAAUGCUGUUGUUGUCCACUAUAAUCGGCUUUUAUUACGCGUGGAAAGACCGCAAAAACACUGAUGAAGAGGAGUUCCUCAGAGGAGGGAACCACAUGUCGGUUAUGCCGGUGUGCAUCUCAAUACUGGCCAGCUUUAUGUCCAGCACGUCAUUCAUCGGCAUUCCGGUGGCCGUCUACUACACGGGCACUCAGUUCUGGAUCGUAUUGAUUCCGGCCUUCCUGGCGGCCACCCUCGCCUGUGAGGUCUUUAUCCCCAUUUACUACAAAAUGAAACUCAUUUCCGUCAACGAAUACAUUCACCGGCGCUUCCAAUCGCACAAACUUCGGGUUAUGUGCAACGUGUCCGUCCUCUUGGCACUGGUCCCGUUCUUUGGCGUUGAACUUUACGCUCCGGCCGUCGCGCUGUCUAUAGUGACCGAAAUGUCCAUUCCGUCCAGUAUUGUAGUCAUGGGUCUCGUUGUGACCGUUUAUACGUCGAUGGGAGGCCUCAAAGGCGUCAUUUGGACCGACUUUUUCCAGUUCGCAGUCAUGGUCUUCGGCUUAGUCUCUGUUGCCGUCACUGGAGCGGACGUUGCGGGAGGAAUGGCAAAGGCCUUCGACAAGGCCUACCUGGGCGGACGCAUCGAGUUCUGGAACAUGACCUUCGAUGUCUACUCCAACAACUCCUUUUGGGUGAUGUUCAUCGGCUUCACGAUCCUCUGGUGCGGAACUCUGAGCACAAGUCAGCUGAUGGUUCAGCGGGCGGUCUGUAUGCCGACUCUGGCGUCGGCCAAAAAGGCGCUCUACUUCGCGAUCCCCGGCUUCCUGACAAUGAUAUCGCUGACGGUCUGCAUCGGAGUCCUGAUGUUCGCCCACUAUUACGACUGCGACCCUAUGCUCUCGGGUAGAGUCACGCGACCGGAUCAGUUGCUGCCGUACUUCGUGCUCGACAUCUUCCGCAAUACUUAUCCGGGAAUGACGGGAGUGUUCGUCGCCUGCAUUUUCGGCAGUUCUCUCAGCACUCUCUCGAGCGGUCUCAACGCCAUGGCGUCCAUCAUUUGGGACGACUACGCCAAACAGGCGCUCACUUGCAUUCCCAGCCGUUGGGGCGUCUAUGCGACCAAACUCUUGGCCGUCGGCAUCGGCUUCGCGUCCAUCGGCUGCGCGUUUGUCCUCAAGGAAGUCAAGAGCAUCUUCGAGGCCGUAAUCAUGCUCUACGGCGCGUCCAACGGCCCUAUGUUUGGCCUCUUCUGUUUGGGUCUCUUCUUCCCGUGGGCCAACUCCUGGGGCUGUGGACUGGGAAUGGCUGUCGGACAGGCCUUUUGUCUGUGGAUUACUGUGGGAUCGGUGGUCGACAAGCGAUCCUUAUUUGACGUCUUGCCCACGAGUACUGAGGGCUGUGCCGCUCAGAACAUAUCCGUCUUAUAUCCCGGCGCUAAUCUCACGUCUCUCACGCACUAUAAGCCGGCCCCAUAUUAUCCGACGGGCUUUGAUAUGGUUCACCAUUUGAGUCCGUUUUUCGUGCCGACCAUUGGUUUCGUCAUAACUCUGAUUGUGGGGAAUGUCAUCAGUUUGCUGACGAAAGGCAAUAAAGACAACCCCAUCGACAAGAAUUUGGUUCAUUUCGACAUUUGCCACAAUUUGGAGAAACUGUUGCCAAAGAGUUGGCGCCAAUUCCAUGAGAAAGACACCGAAAAAACGGACCUCAAAGACCACACCAAGUAC